UGGCGGGAAACGUUAUUCCAGAAGAAGAACUUUGACACUUUGUGUAUUACGAAUUUCACCACUUUUCCAUGAUAUUGUGGCUAUCGAAAAAUCUUUUAUAUUCAACCUUGGCGCAAUAUCGUCAGGCUGGCUAGGCCACUUGGUCAUGUAAGAGGCUGAACUAAUUGGUAUAAUAAUGUAGUCAUUUUCAUUACCUAACAAGCAAUGGCUAACUAUACAAGAACAUCAUCCCAGGAAACGUCAACCAGUGUUGCGUGUAAUGUUGAUACCAGAUAUUAUCCUCAUCUGCUUUUGCUUCCUGCAGCAAUUAUUCUGACGAUUUUGGCAUCUCUGCGACGAAGAAAGAGUUUUAAGAAACACGUUUGGGGAGGUCGACCUGGGCUUGUUGUCCCUAUAGAUUUCCUCGGUAUUGAUCAUCAUCGUCUUGCCAGCAUGUUUGUGUUUGGAGCUGCUACUGGAUCAAUCAUCGUUCUAGUUGCAUCACUAGGGCUCCAAGGCAAAAACGCUUGGGAAAGAGUGUUUUUCGUCGUCGGCAUUGCAAUUGAAUGUGCUUUCCUUUAUUACCCGUUUUUUGCUUGCCUGACGACGUAUCACAAAAUUAUUGGAGCAAUGAUGGGCCUUCCUUAUUGUGCGAUAUUUUUCUGCCUAUAUUUGACAAGCACUUUCCAGAAAUGUAAAAACAAUUCUUCGUUCCUAACUAAAGCUCUCGUGUUGACCGAGAUGCCUAUAAUAAUAUGUUAUGUGUUUAUUAUGGCCAAGUUCAUAUUCGUACUUUAUUGGGAAAUCAAAAACUAUGGAAUCAGAGGAGAGCAGUUUUUUCCUGGCGACAAUAAAAGAACUUCCCCUCAGGUGAAGUUGGUCAGACCCUGGUUGAUGGAACACGUGAAGAACAUUUUUAAACCAAAACCUCGGGAAUAUGGAAGAGUUGAGUUUUACCUGAGAAAAUUUUACAAUCCCCAAAAAGAUUUUAAGUUUUCAACUGAAACUCUUUCUGUGAUGAUGAUCUGUGGCAUAAGUCUCUAUAGCCUCGCCAUCGGUUUGAUAUAUUUGUUAUAUGAAAAACUGAAUAAUCCUGGAAAAUCGAUAUUUCCUCCUUGGUUGGUCAGUGGAUAUUUAGAUCUUAAUGAUGCGGAAAGAUCACUUUUAGCUGGUGUAAUCCUGACAACUGCGGUCUGUGCGCUCUCCCUCGUUCGUUUCAUGGAAAAUCAUAAGAAUAACAUGGUAAAGAUGUUUAAAGGGGAUAAAUCGUUUAUUCCUAGGAAUAUAAGCGUGUCACAGUUUAUGAUUGCAAUAGGACUUCGUUACCACAGUUUUCAGAUUGGAUACUUUCUGUGGGGUGAGUUCUUGCUUGGACCAUAA
This is a messenger RNA of Dendronephthya gigantea, 1359 nucleotides long. RefSeq names its product stimulated by retinoic acid gene 6 protein-like. The transcript is spliced from 17 exons. The record is from RefSeq and is a predicted model, not a curated record. Bases 205 to 1359 code for a protein of 384 amino acids. Gene Ontology annotation, molecular function: retinol transmembrane transporter activity; signaling receptor activity. NCBI's taxonomy places the organism in Eukaryota, Metazoa, Cnidaria, Anthozoa, Malacalcyonacea, Nephtheidae.